AUGGGGCUUGGGCACCUAAAGGGAGCCCUCCUGCCUGUGCUGGAACAGCACGGGAAACUUCCCUUGGGAUGCCGGCUAGUAUCUCCCUGGGUAGUUAAAGAUGUGGCCUUGGAGGUACCUUUUGGCCUUAAACCAUGUCCUGCUUCCUCUGCACAGAUCGAGGAGGGGGACGCUCGCACGAACGCACCGGUCAUAACGCCUUCAUCUUCCACUGAAAGUGUGAGCAAGGCACCCGUGGUGAAGGCCAAGGCCACCCACAUCAUCAUGAACUCUCUCUUCACAAAGCAGACUCAGGAGAGCAUUCAACGCUUUGAGCAGCAGGCAGGGCUGCGAGAUGCUGGCUACACUCCCCACAAAGGCCUCACUACAGAGGAGACCGAGUAUCACCGGGUGGCCGAGGCUGUCCAUAAGUUAAAAAUGCAGAGUGGAGAGAUGACGAAAGAAGACAAGCAGACUUCCUCUGCUCAGUCCACUCCGAGCAGCACUCCCCACUCCUCUCCCAGGCAUAAAAACAGGGGUUGGUUUAGUCAUGGAGCCUCUGCUUCUAUCACUGGGUCAGAUUUUGUUGCCAUGGAAGCUGGUGGGGACAGAUUGGCAUCUGAAAAAUGGAGCUUUUUUGGACCCAAAGCUAUUCAGAAAUCCACCAAUGAUCCAGGAGGAUUUACCAUCCAAUCCUAUAAGGGUGCCCAGAAACCAUCCCCGAUGGAACUGAUGCGUGCCCAGGCUACUAGGAUGCCAGAAGAUCCAGUCACCUUCAAGCCACCCAAAAUGGACAUUCCAGUCGCAGAAGGGAGGAAACAAUCUCCACGUUCCCAUAAUAUCAAACCUCGGGAUCUCAAUGUUCUCACUCCAACGGGGUUCUGACAAGAACGCUCAGUGUCCUUAAUGGAUUAAGGGGUAUCUUAGGCUUGCUUCCCCGUCUUGUUGUGCUGCAGUAAAAUAGGAAAGUCUCUUUCUUCCAGCUUUUCAUCUCAGCAAAGGAGACAGCUCUCACUGUUCCUCUAAAGCCAACCCUGAAUGAGUCUUU
This is a messenger RNA of Tinamus guttatus (white-throated tinamou), 1027 nucleotides long. The record is from RefSeq and is a predicted model, not a curated record. NCBI's taxonomy places the organism in Eukaryota, Metazoa, Chordata, Aves, Tinamiformes, Tinamidae.